Molecule: messenger RNA, 1653 nt
Organism: Arthroderma uncinatum
Lineage: Eukaryota; Fungi; Ascomycota; Eurotiomycetes; Onygenales; Arthrodermataceae
Product: Meiotic RNA-binding protein 1
Exons: 6
Coding region: 1-1653 (550 amino acids)
Cellular component (GO): nucleus; cytosol; ribonucleoprotein complex
Molecular function (GO): poly(A) binding; poly(U) RNA binding; mRNA 3'-UTR binding
Source: RefSeq, a predicted model, not a curated record
AUGAAGGCCGUUGGGAAUCUUAGCGGCCUUCUUGCUGGGUCUAAGCCGGAUAGACGUCAAGGAUACCCUCAAAACCGAGUUUACUGGAGAUCAGGCAUGCAGGUGAAAACCCAGCCUGAAGCUACGGCUUCACAGUGCCAGGGGAAUGGUUUUAUGCCAGAGAACCAACAUCAUAACCCGUAUGUUGGACCACAGGCCUAUGGUCAGCAAGCUGGAGCUGCCAACGGUCUUCGGGACAUGAAUGGAAAUAUCUUGGCUCAUCUGUUCAGCAAGAUGGGAUUCCAGAAUCAACCAAAUGGAUCCAAGCCAUUUCCCGUCAAAGGCGGUAUGCCAAUGCAUCCUGGACCAAAUGUUGACGUUUCUGGUAUGCAACAUUACCCCCAUGGACAGUACAUGAUUGUUCCAAAUGGAUCCAUGUUCGGUGGUGUCCCUCCAGCACCGCAAUUUGGGCAGUUCCCACUGCGUGCUCCGGAUCAAGGUAGCUCCCUCCACUGUAUUCCUCCCACUUUUUACCCUGGCUUCCCAACCAACCCUCCAUUUUCUCCGGACUGUAUUUCUGGGUAUCCCUGGCCGUAUUUUCCAAAUGGAGAUUUCCCCAACCACGGAAAUAUGUCUCUUGAUCCACGGACUUCUGUUGACGAAAUUAAUGCAGGCAGUCCCCAUAUGGAUCUAUCUGGGCCACAGGAAUACUACCCUGGUGCUGCUCCAGCUGAUCGUCCUCCAGCUCCGGGUUACAUGUAUAAUACUCCAGCACCUCAGCCAUUCCUUCCUUAUCAGAUGAUGAAGAGCGGCUCGGGAUAUGUUCUCCAGGACCUCGAUGCACUGGUCAAACAGGAUCCUCCUAUCCCACGUGCAGUUCCCGCAAUGUGGACUAACCCUUCAGAUUUAACUUUGGCAAAGUGUCUAGGGAAUCGUGAAGGAAUCACCAACGUAUACAUUCGUGGAUUUCUCCCAGAGACUACAGAUGAAAUGUUGCAUAAUUAUGCAUCACGUUUUGGGAAAAUCGAUAGAUGCAAGGCCAUCAUUGACUUGGAGACUGGGUCAUGCAAAGGAUUUGGCUUUGUGCAGUUCUUCAGCUUCGAUGCAUGUGAAAAUUGCAUUCGUGGUUUCUUUCAUCUUGGCUACCAGGCAAGCUUUGCACAGAAAUCUCGCAACUCUCGACUUAAGGACCUUGAAGACAAGUCUUCAACAAAUGUUUAUUGCACCAAUGUCCCAAUUGACUGGGCUGAGUCGGACCUUCGCCGUCACUUUGAACCUUUCCAGGUUGUAUCCGAGAAAAUCAGCCGUGAUGAGAAGACUGGAGUUAGCAAGGAAGUCGGAUUUGCCAGAUUUGAGACUCGGGAAGUUGCUGAGCAGGUCGUCCAGCAGUUCCAUAACGUUGCUGGAAAAGACGGCGUGAAGCUCUUGCUGCGUUUCGCCGAUACCAAAGCUCAGAAGCAACUCAAAUAUCAAAGCAACGAACGCCGUGCAUACCGAGCGGGUGAAUAUAACUAUUCAGUUGAACUAGUUAACAGCGCCACUCCAUCUCCCAGCCUUCAUCGUCUGCAGCAGGCAGCCUCUCAUUUUAGUCCAGCUUCUCAAGGCAGUUUCCCUUCACCUCUAGGAGGUGUUGGACAAGUUUGGACCCCAGCAACGUCCAUUUCUCCACCGUAA